UACCCUUUAAAUCCCAGGGAAGGGGCGGGGGGUUCAAUUAUUGCAGAAAGAAGGAGCCAGCAAAGCGUGUGGACCGUUAUUAGAAGGACAAAGCGACACAAUAAGAAUCCGCUAGUGGCGCCUCGCGACUGCGCAUGCGGGUCGAGCCGUCUUUGGGCUGGACCAAAGAUCUUGGGCUGGACUACAACUGGGGCGUCGAUUACGUCACCAACCGGGAAGGGGAAAGGUCAACAUUGUGUCGACAAGGUGAAAAGAUGUCUACAGGCUGUGGUCAUGCAUUUAUAUUGAAGAGAGGGACAGAAAGUAGCCUGGUCAUCUCGUGCUUCUGCAGAACAAUUUAAUCGGAUGGCAAGAGGUGAAGAGACCAAUAAGAAUGGCAAGUGUUGGCGAUGAGACUUUGGUACCAGAAGGGCAGAACUUUGGUGCCCAAGCCAGUGGAGUGGAAUGGACUGUCAUCAUCCUUACGUGCCAGCACAAGGAUAGUGUGUAUGCCUUCCAGAGAGAACUUGAAAUCCGCCAGCGUAAAGGGUCCAUUGCUGCUGGAGUGGUCCUUCUUACCGUUGAGGAUCCAGAGGCCCAUGUCGGUAGUGGAGGUGCAACCCUCAAUGCAUUGUUGGUAGCUGCUGAACACCUCAGUGCCAGGGCAGGAUAUACGGUUGUCACCUCUGAUGUUCUACGGACAGCACGACUAUUGAUCCUCCACAUGGGCCGAGACUUUCCCUUUGAUGACUGUGGACGUUCAUUUACCUGUUUCCCAAUGGAGAACCCCAGUGGCAAAGCAGAGGCUCUUGUCUGUAACAUUGACGUUCAGUUGUACCUCAUGACACACAAGCUGGGACCAGGCAGUCCACCAGGUGUAUGGGUCUGCAGCACAGAUAUGAUCCUGACUAUUCCCUCCUAUCCAGAUAUUUGUUGGAAUGGAUUCAGUGGCGCUAGAGUGGUGACUGUGCCAGGGACUGUCAGUUAUGCCAAGAAUCACGGUGUCUACCUCAUUGAUCAGGAGGGUUACAUCUGUGACAUCAUCUACAAAGGGACAGAAGAGAAAAUAAAGAAAUGUGCACUACAAGAUGGCAGAGUUCCUCUGGUAUCAGGUAUCGUGUUCUUCUCAUCAGAGGUUGCCGAGAAGCUCCUGGCUACACAUGUCAUUCCUCCACUGGAUGGUUGCACCUACAUGGGUCUGGACUCGGGGGCUCGUUCUGUUCAGCUAUCCAUUUUCUUUGACAUCUUACUCUGCAUGGCACGUCACAUUAGCUGGGAUGCCUUUGUGAACAGAGGAAAGAGAAUCCUGCAGAGCGGUGACAUCACUCCUCCCAACACAGACAUGGCGACCAUGAGGAGCGCCAGGGCUGUGCUUUGGCAGGAACUGCGAGGUAUUCCCGUCACUGCAGCUCUUGUAGCUGAUGGUGGCUAUGACUACAUGAGCUUGUCAGCUGAUGACCACAUACGGAACCUGACCCGGAGAGGGAGUGUCUCCGACUGCUUCGUGAGCCAUCAUGUUGUGUACUCUAAGCUGACCCACCAUGAUCUGUUGAACAAGAAUUGUUCUGUUAUCAAUAGCGUUCUGGAUGGAGAGAUCAGAAUUGAACCAUACAGUGUUGUACAACACUGCCACCUUGAGGGGCCCAUUAAUUUAAGGUCUGGUUGUCUGCUGUCAGGAGUGGAUCAGCUGUCAUCACUAUCGCUCCAACGGCACCAGCUCUGUGAUGUGAUCAUCCAGGGGCACCACAUCAAGCUGAGGGGCUUGAAGCUGAGGAUUUUCACCAUCGUGGGGCGGCUGGAUGAUCUGCAGGUACCUUUCAGCAAUAGCUGCUCAACAUUCCUGAAUAUUCCAUGGUCCACAUUCUUUGAAAGGACGGGAAUCAAGAAAGAAGAGGUCUGGGCUCCCAGCCAUCUGGAUAAUAACCUGCUCAACGCUCAGCUCUUCCCAAUCCUGCACACCUCCGAGCCCAUCGGGAUGGAGGACGUGCUGUGGCUGCUCGGGCACGAGAGCGGACAGUAUCUGAGGAAGUGGCAGUCUGCCUGGCGCCUGUCGAUGAGGGAGAUCCUGAGUUGUCUGGACCAGCAAGCUGAGCUUGCCUGGAGGCAGCAGCUCUUCCUCGCCCAGGCCCAGCACCAAGUGCAGAGCACCCUGCACGCUCGCAAAGACAACAGCCUCUGCCCUCUGAUCAGAGCAGCCGUCUGCGAGGGACAGGAGCAGCAAAUACUCCACACCCUUGACACAGUGGCUGCCAGCACCAAGGACCUGGGGAUUGCGGCCCGUGCCCUAGCGUGCGUGGCGGAUGUCUUGAGUUGCGUGGCUGGAAGGCAGGGUGGGCUCCGCAGUGGGCCCGCUGCUAACCGGGCAUGGACUGAGGCCUUCAGUUUGCUGGAAAGCGGGAACGUGGUGCGGGGAGUGGAGAAGCUGACCGAAGAGCGGGGGAAAUGGCUGAACAGGCCUGACCGGCUUGUGAGGGCUGCCCGUCACUACGAGGGGGCAGAGCAAAUCCUGAUCCGACAGGCUGUGAUGUCAGCGUGUGAGUUCAUCUCAAUAAGAGAAGUGGGGCUUCCUCCCAUGAACCACUGGGUGGUCGCCGAAUGCCCGGCUCGUAUCGAUCUCUCAGGUGGCUGGAGUGACACACCGCCCAUCACGUAUGAACAUGGGGGAGCGGUGCUGGAUAUUGCCGUGCUGGUGGACAAGUUGAAACCGAUUGGCGCCAAAGUGCGCCGCAUAAAGGAGCCAAAGCUGCACCUCGUCAUGAGCAGAGGCAGAGAACAGGAAAUGGCCGUGGAGGUAUCAUGCCAGUGUCUGGAAGAUCUGAGGGACUACUGUCAGCCUCAUGCACCAGGAGCUUUGUUGAAGGCAGCCUUUAUCUGCACACAAAUCAUCCAGUACCCCUCACAGAUUCCUCUGACAGAUCAAUUGAUGGCAGGGUUUGGUGGCGGUUUUGAGCUUCACACUUGGUCCAGCCUGCCCCAUGGAUCUGGCAUGGGUACAAGUAGCAUCCUGGCGGGAGCAGUGGUAGCAGCCCUGAUCUCAGCAGCUGGGAAAUGCUGUGAUAUCACUUCCCUUAUCCAUGUUGUGCUUCACCUGGAACAGAUACUGACCACAGGUGGAGGCUGGCAGGAUCAAGUCGGAGGCCUGGUGCCUGGGAUUAAGAUUGGUCGGUCCAAGGCCCAGUUGCCCUUACGAGUGGAUGUUGAACGUAUUCCAGUGACAGACGAGUUUGUGAAGACCCUGAAUGACCAUCUGCUGCUGGUGUACACGGGAAAAACACGCCUCGCCCGCAACCUUCUGCAGGAUGUUGUGCGGAAUUGGUAUGCCAGGUUGCCCAGCAUUGUGCAGAACACAGACGCAUUGGUUAGGAACGCAGAAGAAUGUGCACAAGCUUUUAUGAAAGGUGACCUUUCCUGGAUCGGGCAGUGCCUCAACACCUACUGGCAGCAGAAGAAGUGCAUGGCACCUGGAUGUGAGCCACUGGCAGUCCGAGAGAUGAUGACCAUCUUGCAGCCCCACGUACACGGGCAGAGCCUGGCUGGGGCAGGGGGCGGAGGCUUCCUUUAUCUCCUAACCAGAAAACCUCGUCAGAAGGAAACAAUUGAGAGGAUACUGAGAGGAAGUGAGGGUUUGGGGAACUUCAGUGUCCACGAGGUGGAGGUUGAUGAGACUGGACUCAGCGUGUGCAUUACUGGACCAGAGGGACACCCAAAUCCCACACAGAUCAUCUAACGCCCCUGGUUCUGCCUGACCAACUAAAGCAAACUCUGCUCCAUCAUCAAUUAAGGAAAAGAACAAAGGACCCAACUACAUCAUGACAUCUGUAAUAUUAUUGAUGUUUUUAGUGCAGUUCAUUCUUAUGAAUGAAUACAAAUCAGAACCUUUCCAGAACUUGUCUCAUACAUUGGAAGAAAUUAAUGUUGGCAUAAUGAAGUAAUUACGUUUUCCAGAAAGAUGUUUCAAGAGACCACUGCAGUCCUUGUGGUGGCAAAAUCACUUCAUUGUAACGAGGACACAAUCCAUUGUGCUGUGUGGCACUACAAGCAAGCUAAAUCAAAGGUAUCAAUGGUAUUUUAUUGGUUACACAAAAA
Leucoraja erinaceus (little skate) is the source of this 4065-nucleotide messenger RNA. RefSeq names its product L-fucose kinase. The coding region runs from base 374 to 3706 and encodes 1110 amino acids. NCBI's taxonomy places the organism in Eukaryota, Metazoa, Chordata, Chondrichthyes, Rajiformes, Rajidae. Gene Ontology annotation, biological process: GDP-L-fucose salvage. The transcript is spliced from 24 exons. The record is from RefSeq and is a predicted model, not a curated record. Gene Ontology annotation, molecular function: ATP binding; fucokinase activity.